AUGAACUCUAAGGAAUCAGUCAACGCGAACAUUCUGAACGACGACUUGGUAUAUAAGAUCCUCCUAUUUCCUACGGAGGAAGGGGUUAACUAUAUAAAGGAUGGACCCCCAAUACCUAAGAAGGUGAUGUUCGAGAAGUUCGUGGACGACUUGUUCUUUGGUGGAGAUACAGCAGAAGAAGCACGGUCGAGUAAGGAGUUCGUAACUCACUUCUUUAAGGGACAUGGGUUGAUCACUGAUCCACUUAAGGAUCUUACAACCUGUCAUGGAGGUCGAGAGGAACUGCAUGAUGACGGCCAUCUACUCGGCUAUACUUUAGCCCUUGAUAAGGAUCAACUUGUGUGUAUGUUCUCUGGUUACAUGCCCGCUGAGCAGUGUGACAAAAGAAGGGCUUGUGCUAUACUUUCUUCGCUGUAUGACCCUAUGGGAUUGUUAUUGGAAGUGGACAUGGCUGGAAGGUUAAUAUGGCGAGAUAUCUGUGCUACGUGUAAGGAAUGGUCAAGUAUCCUAACGGUGGAAUUGAUUGAUCGGUUGAAGCUUUGGGUACGACAAGUUGAAGAAGUGGUCGCUAAUACACGCACGCAACGGUUUGUUGAGCUCGCUGAGAAGGGUAUUAUUGUGUCCACGGAUGCUUCCAAUGAUGCAUGGGGUGUUGAUAUAAGGUGCACAGGUGACUACCUUCCGGUUAGAGUUAUGGCAAGGGGAGGAUUAUUUCCGGGUACCCAAGCCACUUGGUCUAUACCACGUAAGGAACUAGUCGGAGUGUACCAUGGUUUGAAGAUUGUGAAAGCAAUCUCAAGUUACUUACCAGUGAAGACCUUCCUGCAGCCGUUACAAGCACCUCUACAAGAUCUAACCCCACG
Molecule: messenger RNA, 863 nt
Organism: Perkinsus marinus ATCC 50983
Lineage: Eukaryota; Perkinsozoa; Perkinsida; Perkinsidae
Exons: 1
Source: RefSeq, a predicted model, not a curated record